Molecule: messenger RNA, 912 nt
Organism: Lichtheimia ornata
Lineage: Eukaryota; Fungi; Mucoromycota; Mucoromycetes; Mucorales; Lichtheimiaceae
Exons: 6
Coding region: 1-912 (303 amino acids)
Biological process (GO): mitochondrial electron transport, ubiquinol to cytochrome c
Molecular function (GO): heme binding; electron transfer activity
Source: RefSeq, a predicted model, not a curated record
AUGUUCUCUCGCAUUGCGCCCGCAACUAAGCGCUCUGUUCAGCAGGCCUUCAAACCUACUGUUCAGGCCCGUUUCGCCUCGACCAAGCCCCAUGUUACUGAACAACCCAAGCAAUUUGCUGCCGUUACUGCUGGUAUCGUUGGUGCUACAGGUCUUGCCUACAUGUACGCCGACAGCGAGCUCUCUGCCAACAUGGCCGAUGAAGGUCUUCAUCCCCCACACCACCCAUGGGCUCACAGUGGUCCUUUGAGCACAUACGAUCACGCUGCCAUUCGUCGUGGUUAUCAAGUUUACAGAGAAGUCUGCUCAGCAUGCCAUUCUCUUGAUCGUAUCGCAUGGAGAAACUUGAUCGGUGUCUCUCACACUGAGGAAGAAGUUAAGGCUAUGGCUGAGGAAGUUGAAUAUGAGGAUGGUCCUGAUGAGAAUGGCGAGAUGUUCAUGCGUCCUGGCAAGCCUUCUGAUUACAUGCCCCGUCCUUAUCCCAAUGAGGAAGCUGCUCGUGCAGGUAACGCUGGUUCCUUGCCUCCAGAUCUUUCUUUGAUCACCAAGGCUCGUCACGGUGGUGAGGAUUACGUCUUUGCUCUUCUCACUGGCUAUAUGGAUCCUCCUGGUGGUGUUGAGGUUCGUGAAGGCAUGAACUACAACCCUUACUUCCCUGGUGGUGCUAUUGCCAUGGCUCGUGUCUUGUUUGAUGAAGUUGUCGAAUACGAAGACGGUACUCCUGCUACCACCUCUCAGUUGGCUAAGGAUGUUUCCACUUUCCUUGCAUGGGCUGCUGAACCCGAACAUGAUGAACGCAAGAAGAUGGGUAUGAAGGCCACCAUCAUCCUCUCUGGUUUGACUCUUCUCUCCCUCUGGCUCAAGCGUUUCAAGUGGUCCCCUAUCAAGACUAGAAAGAUCGUGUACAAGUAA